AUGGCCUCUCGUCUGCCCUCGGACCCCCGAGAAGUUCCUCCAGGCUCUAUCCUGCUCGUCGUUCACGAUUUCAUCGCCCGCAGCCCCGACGAGCUGAGCCUGGCCAAGGGCGACCGCAUCGAACUCAUCGAGCGAGACGAUGACUUCGGCGAUGGCUGGUUUCUUGGUCGCCACAUGACCAACAGUGCCACUGGCCUGUUUCCUGAAGUCUACACUACUCCUGCCCCGAGAGGCACUCUCCUAACUACCCAGCAACCCCCAGCCCGUCGCAACGAUGCAUUCCAACCCAGCAGGCCCCAGACUGCUGCUUCGACCGCCUCUUCGCAAUCCGCCAAUUCUCUCCCCGCUCAGCGCGCAUCACAACACAACUCGGUCAUGCACGAAACUCUAAGCGUCAUCGACGAGCAUAUCACCGACAUGCGCACCCCGCGCGAGAACCCUCUGACCAACAUACGCAGCCAUGAUACGGAUAGCGUUUACAGCUCACACGCUCCCAACCGCUUGUCUUACAUCAACGGCCGCGAGACUGACGAUGAGGAAAACCAGCUACACACCGAGGCUGAAGUCAUCUUGUGGUCUCCCGUGCGCGUCGCUGAAUACCUCGAAGAUCACGGCGUCGAAAAGUCGCAUUGUGACACUUUUCGCGAGCAAGAAAUUUCUGGAGAGGUUCUUCUGUCCCUGGAGCAGUCGGCCAUCUUUAUCAAAGAGUUUGAACUGGGUUCUGUGGGACGGCGUCUGAAAACGUGGCAGAAGGUCAAGGCCCUCCAGGAUGAAGUGCGCCAAAGCUCGACCAACGUCCCUAGGAGUGUAUCCGAAUACUCGGCCGCCGGCGACGAUAUGCCGGCCGAGGCUGGAAGAAGACGGAGCCAGAGCGUGACGGCCUCGCCGUACAGACCUGUCAGUACCAUAGCGACUCCGUCCAUGACCUUCACUCGGCCAGACAAUACCCAACGUCCCUCGGCCGCUUCCAUACGCAGCCUCAACCAUUCCCGCAGGCACUCGUCCAUGGGGUCCAUCGACAGCAUGAAUCGCUACUCGCACCAAAGGCAGUCCUCUGUUGGUACAACCUCCGCAGCGCCCGCAGCCACUCGACGUCUCUCAGUUGCUCAUGAACCGUCGGCCGACCUCGGGGCCGCCAUCUCGCAGACGGAUGGAGGCGUCGGUGAUUAUGGCUUUGGAUCUAUCUCUUCGCCCAUCGAUCUGGACCGCGGUUACUUCUCUGGAAACGAGGUCGAUGCUCGCAACAAGCGCAACGUUUUGCAGAAGAAGUCAACGUCAGCCCAUACCAGAAACAUAAGUGCUGCCACUGAUUCUGCUCGCCAUAGCGCUUCGUACAGGAAUUUCCCUCGGAUGUCCAGUGUCGAAUCGAUGCGCGAGCCUGCUUCGCCAAUCAUGUCCCCUGCGUCCAGCCAGUUCUCGUUCAACAAGCCUGCUAAUAGCCGCGCUGUCAGCAGUCCACACUCCGCAGUCAAACCCUUAGCACCCAUCCACCAACCUGUGUCACCCAUCGUCACUCGACUAGAUCAGACAUUGGCCGACAGCGAUAACUCUUCACUUAAUCCCUCACCUUCGCCUGCUUCAAACACUCGAUCUUUCUUUUCCAAACCUCGCAUUGGCGGCGGCCUUCGGAUAGCCUCUGAUGCCGUUACCCAAAGCGAGAAGAAGCAGAGCGCUUUGAAGCACGAGCCUCUCGCUUCUCCUGCUCGCACUGGCUCCACCACACCUUCAACCGAGACUCGUUCUUUCGAUCUGCAAAAGUCAGACAAUCAAUCUCGAGUAUCAACCGGUUCUUCGAGCGCUCUUGCCCCACCCGCACCUUCUACGCGGCCUAGGCCAAAAGUGAAGAGCAAGAAGUCAACAUCGGCAUACACCCGUGGUCUCGAGAAGAAGGCGCCGGCUGAACAGAUUGCCGAUUGCGACUACAGCGGAUGGAUGAAGAAGAAGUCUUCGAGCUUGGUAGGCUCGUGGAAACCUCGUCUGUUUGUACUUCGUGGUCGGAGGUUGUCGUACUACUAUUCCGAGAACGACACCGAAGAGAAAGGCUUGAUCGACAUUUCAUCCCACCGCGUCCUUCCUGCCGAGAACGAAAAAAUGACAGGCUUACACGCUGCACUCACGGGUGCCGGGUCAUCUCCCAUGGUGCCACAAGGUACUGUAGCGCCAUCAGCGGACGGCCAAGGUCUUUUCAUCUUCAAAUUGGUCCCUCCACGCCAAGGGCUGAGUAAAGCUGUCAACUUUACAAAACCGACCGUACACUACUUUGCCGUGAACAGUAGGCAAGAGGGUCGAUUGUGGAUGGCUGCACUUAUGAAAGCUACGAUUGACUAUGAUGCUUCGAAUGGUAAGGUCACGACAAGCUAUAGUCAGAACACAAUAUCCCUCUCAAAAGCACGCGCACGCAACGAGCGCCCACCCGCAUUACAAGAUACGGUGGCCACACCUAAACUUGUCCACGAACUGGAAGAUUCAUCCAGGCCUAUAUCCAGUGGUCUGGGUAUCGGUGGCCUUGAUGAGGCUCAACCAGGAGCCGAACAGAAUGGCAGCCCAAAUGAGUCGACGACGUAA
Aureobasidium namibiae CBS 147.97 is the source of this 2565-nucleotide messenger RNA. RefSeq lists its product as uncharacterized. The record is from RefSeq and is a predicted model, not a curated record. NCBI's taxonomy places the organism in Eukaryota, Fungi, Ascomycota, Dothideomycetes, Dothideales, Saccotheciaceae. The transcript has 2 exons. Gene Ontology annotation, molecular function: protein binding. Gene Ontology annotation, cellular component: plasma membrane. Gene Ontology annotation, biological process: actin cytoskeleton organization. The coding region runs from base 1 to 2565 and encodes 854 amino acids.